This is a messenger RNA of Arabidopsis lyrata subsp. lyrata, 1974 nucleotides long. RefSeq lists its product as uncharacterized. The record is from RefSeq and is a predicted model, not a curated record. NCBI's taxonomy places the organism in Eukaryota, Viridiplantae, Streptophyta, Magnoliopsida, Brassicales, Brassicaceae. The transcript has a single exon.
AGUUGUUGUUCGAUAAAUCAAGGACUUGUAGAGAGCUUAGCUGACAAAUUGAUCGCGGGAUCUUUCCCGUGAAGUUGUUUUGGGAGACGAGCAGGGCUUCCAUAUAGACUGGUCGGAUAACUAACGGUCCUUGGAACGCAUUUAAACUCAAAUCUAACAAAAUAAUCUUCGGUCUUGGGAAAUCAUUUGAGAAUCUUUCGAGACCAGUAAAAGAGUUGGUGGAAAGAUUAAGUAUCAUCAACUGUGGUAGUUUCCAUACCCAUUGCGGCACUUGACCUUUGAUUUUGUUGUUGGAGAGGUCUAAGUCAGAAAUAUGUUGUAGGUUUCUUACGAACUCUGGAAACUCUGUGAUACCACAGCCUGACAAGAGCAACUGGUUCAUGCGUGAUGGUAGCUUGGAAACUGAACCCAUCUUUGUUGUUGAGACGUGCACCCCGGAUAGAUGCAAUGAAGAUAGGAGACUAAGAUGUGAGAAUAUGAUACUUAAAUCAACAGUAUUGGUGGUGUUCAAAUAGCUUAGGUCCAGAUCUAUGAGCCCCUUGAGUUGCAAGAAGAUACUAAAGUCGACUGUCAUCCCCGCGUUAAAAUGGGAAAGAUCAAGCUGGUAGAGAUUGACUAAUCUUGAAAUGGAUUUUGGGAUUGACCCUCUGAAAUGGUUAUGGCUGAGUGAUAACCUUUCUAGUUUAGACGGUGAAGAGCUAUUCCCAAAUUCAAGAAUAUCGUUGAGUUGAUUAUUUUUCAAAACAAUAGAAGUCAAAGAAGGAAUGUUGAAGAGAGAAGAUGGAAGAGUUCCAUUGAAAGUGUUGUCACUCGCAUCAAAAGUCUCCAAGUUAGAGAGUAAACUCAUAUUUGGAGGGAGUGAACCUUUGAAAUGAUUGUCAGCGAGUGAUAAAUCUGUCAACUUUGUAAGAUUGAGUAGUGAAAGAGGAAAGUUACCACUAAGCAUAUUAGAACCAACGCGUAAAGUGGUUAGUUGCUCAAGAUUGACAAACGAAGACGGAAUUUGGCCAUCAAAUCUAUUUGAAGAAAGGUCAAGGUAGGUGAGAUUGAAAAGGUUUCCAAAGGAAGAAGGGAUCGGACCACUAAAAUAAUUAUCUGAAAGGUCGAGAACGGAUAGAUUAGUAAGAUUUCCAAAUGAAGAUGGAAUCUUUCCAUGGAAUUUGCAAAACUGAAGUUUCAAAGUGUUCAAAUGCUUGAGGUUUUCGAUAGAGUAAGGUAUGUUACCUAAAAGUUUUAUCCAAGAAAGAUCCAACGAAACAAGAGAGUUCUUUACAUUAAACUCUGGAAGAGUACCUUCCAUAUCUUGAUUUCCGUUCAAGUUAAUGGAUUGUAUAGUAGGAAUCAAAAAAAGACUGCUUGGAAAUUCACCAAUCAAGUUGCAAUCAUCAAGAGAGAGUGAUUUGAGAGAUGAUAGGUUUGAGAUAUUUUGAGGAAUUUCGGAAGAAAUGUUAACAAGACCUAGGUAAAGUUCCUCUAGGUUUGUCAAAUUUUGGACGAGUUUGCUAAGAAAUGACUUUUCAGCUGAUAAAGAAUUAGAAUAAAGAUCGAGAGACACUAACUUGGUUAGAUGAAGAAGCUCUGUUGGAAUUAUACCCGAGAACCAAGAAUCGGAAAGAUUGAGUCUUGUUAACUCCAUGAGUUUAUUGAAUUGAGUUGGUAUCAUAGAAGACUCGAAAUCGUUGUUAGCAAGAUUGAGGACACGAAGCUUUUGUAGCUUAAAAAGACUACUAUUGGCAUUGAGUAUUCCGUGGAAGCAGCUACAACUAAGGUCUAGCUCGAUCACUUCGCCGGACUUGGCAUUGCACGUGAUACCGUCCCAUGAACAACAAUCACUACUCUUUGCCCACGAUUUCGUUUUUGGGUAAGAAAUACUAGAAAAAUAAUCAGUAUCAAGAUUCCGAAUCGUAAACUCGCUUUCGAAGUCAAGAAGGGCAUCCCUUUGGUCGGGGCGGCAUAAGUGCCGUGUAGGAGAAG